This is a messenger RNA of Hevea brasiliensis (rubber tree), 1773 nucleotides long. RefSeq names its product probable protein phosphatase 2C 76. The coding region runs from base 468 to 1517 and encodes 349 amino acids. Gene Ontology annotation, molecular function: cation binding; protein serine/threonine phosphatase activity. Gene Ontology annotation, cellular component: nucleus; cytosol. The transcript has 9 exons. The record is from RefSeq and is a predicted model, not a curated record. Gene Ontology annotation, biological process: protein dephosphorylation. NCBI's taxonomy places the organism in Eukaryota, Viridiplantae, Streptophyta, Magnoliopsida, Malpighiales, Euphorbiaceae.
AGGGGUGCCACGUUGCCACUUCUCUUCGGUGCCAAGCUACACAAUGCUGGUCUCUCUCUCUCUCUCUCUCUCUCUCUCUGCAAUCUUGCACGCUCUUGCAUACUCGUACUCCCGCACUACUCUAUAUCGACAUUAUCUCUGGCUCACUCUCUCUGUCUAGGUUUUCAGAUCCCCUGAGUUUCUAGAGAGAGAACUUUUCAGCUGAUUCAAAAAAGCAGAUUCAGAUCCUCCACUUUCGAACCAGAUAAUAAGUCGGAUCCGAUCCGCCCUCAAAACUCGCGGAUUUUCAACCAGAGAUCCGUAAUUUUUUGAAUAAUUUUCCAUUUUUAUUUCAAGAGAAACUUCUCUGUAUCUCUCUCUUUUAAGCUCUUUAUUAUGUUUUGAUUUCUCAGCUUUAUGAGCCUAGUAGAUUAAAGCUACUUCCUUAAUUAGAGAUCUGGCUUUGAAGGUCAGACUGGUCUAUUUAGAUGACAUGCAAUACCUGCAUAAGGAGUGUGAUUGCUCAAGGCGGAAUAUUUUCCAAAGCAAGGUCUCAGUUGAGCAAUAUCAGGAGGGAUUUACAUGCGGGUCUCCACCUAGGUUAUCCAUUAAAACUUAAGUUGGCAAUAAAUCUAAGUAUGAUGGUCGAUUCAGGCUCAACAGCAAAACGAGGACCUGUUGUUGAUGUGCUCGCAGAGAAAGAUGAUGAUGGCGGAUGUGUUAGUGGAGAGUGGAAAAGUGAAGACGGCAAACUGAGCUGCGGGUAUUCAAGUUUCAGGGGAAAGAGAGCAACCAUGGAGGAUUUUUAUGAUAUUAAACAUACUAAGAUUGAUGGGCAAACAGUCUGCAUGUUUGGAAUCUUUGAUGGUCAUGGUGGUUCCCAUGCUGCUGAGUAUUUGAAGGAGCACCUAUUUGAUAAUCUGAUGAAGCGUCCACAAUUCAUGGAAAAUCCCAAAUUGGCAAUAAGUGAAACAUAUCAACAGACUGAUGUGGACUUUUUGGACUCUGAAAAGGAUACAUAUCGUGAUGAUGGUUCUACUGCUUCAACAGCAGUAUUAGUUGGUAACCAUCUAUAUGUUGCCAAUGUUGGAGAUUCUCGAACUGUGAUAUCAAAAGCUGGAAAAGCAAUUCCUCUCUCUGAAGAUCAUAAACCAAACAGAAGUGAUGAAAGGAAGAGAAUUGAAAGUGCUGGGGGCGUUGUAAUGUGGGCAGGCACCUGGAGGGUUGGCGGUGUACUAGCUAUGUCACGUGCUUUUGGUAACCGAAUGUUGAAGCAAUUUGUUGUUGCAGAACCUGAGAUACAGGAUCAGAAAAUAGAUGAAGAAUUUGAAUUGCUUGUACUUGCAAGUGAUGGACUAUGGGAUGUGGUACCCAAUGAGGAUGCGGUUUCAAUUGCUCAAACAGAAGAAGAACCUGAGGCGGCAGCCAGAAAAUUAACAGAAGCUGCUUUUACGCGUGGCAGUGCAGACAACAUUACAUGCAUUGUGGUGAGAUUCCAUCAUGACAAGGCAGAUAAAGGCAAUGCCCAGAGUAAUUAGAAAUUGCUAUUUAUGUUAGCAUGUGUAGAUUUAUUGAUGCUUUACGCAAAUCUAGUUUUGCUAUCUGUGCAUGCAUGAUAGUUGAAUGUGCAUAUGGUGGAGUCCAUUUGUUUAUUCAUUGUUUAGUUUCUUAACAAGAGCAUGGACUUGGGUGCUCUCUUCUAUUCUAGAGCCUUCCAUACAGCUGUGUGUCUACUGCCUACCUUCCAGGCUUUAAUUUUCAUCUAAUAAAGGUAUUUCGUGCCUCUUUCCUUCA